AUGGAGAAUGAGUACAAUGAAGCAACCGAAGUUCUUGUGAAACUAUUCAGAAACGCAAAUCAAGAACUUGAAAUACUUCACAAGCGUCUCCAAAAAGAGUUUCAUCACCUUUACCCUGACAACGCAAAUCCUAUGAAGCUUGCGUCUAGGAUCAAAAAGGUACUGGAAGAUGUUUCAUCUUUAAAGGAAGAAUGCCCCAAGCUUCUUGCUGCUAAGCAGGAUUUGAUUGAUAAAGCUCAGAGAGGUCUGGUUGAGAGUAGAAAUUUAUUGAAGCGUAUGCAAUCAUCGGUUGGCAUCCCCUUUACCGGUGAAGACGAGGAAGCAUUUGCUAACUUCAAACAGGUGAUUGAUGAAUGGACAGAUCAAACAAGAUCAAAAAUAGGAAACGAACCGUGUGAUUCAGAUUCUGGUGAUCUCAACAGACUACUCUUUUCCGCCAUAGUUCAAAGUGAUUGA
This is a messenger RNA of Lathyrus sativus (Indian pea), 456 nucleotides long. The record is from the annotation of a GenBank genome assembly. NCBI's taxonomy places the organism in Eukaryota, Viridiplantae, Streptophyta, Magnoliopsida, Fabales, Fabaceae.